Messenger RNA from Diabrotica virgifera virgifera (western corn rootworm), 5759 nucleotides. It is a transcript of the gene Arp2, whose product is annotated as actin-related protein 2. Gene Ontology annotation, biological process: Arp2/3 complex-mediated actin nucleation. The record is from RefSeq and is a predicted model, not a curated record. The transcript is spliced from 9 exons. Gene Ontology annotation, molecular function: actin filament binding. NCBI's taxonomy places the organism in Eukaryota, Metazoa, Arthropoda, Insecta, Coleoptera, Chrysomelidae. Bases 209 to 1429 code for a protein of 406 amino acids. Gene Ontology annotation, cellular component: actin cortical patch; Arp2/3 protein complex.
ACCAAUGUACAAUCGGGCCAUUGUUGCACAUUGUUCUUCUUCUUUGCAGAACAAUUCUGACAUUUGGCGAUAACUGACUUUGACUUUGACAUUUAUCUCUGCUUGAGCUUGUGUCAUGUUUCGUGGAGAGAGGUGUGGUGUUGACUAAUUUUAAUGUUGAUAAUAGAAAUAAAUAAGUAGAUAGUUGUUUUUCUUAGUAUUAAUUAAAAUGGAUAGUGAAGGUAGAAAAGUAAUUGUAUGUGAUAAUGGUACUGGGUUCGUUAAGUGUGGGUAUGCCGGCAGUAACUUCCCUGCUUAUAUAUUCCCUUCAAUGGUAGGAAGGCCCAUAAUUAGAGCAGUCAACAAAAUAGGUGAUAUUGAAGUUAAGGGUUUACAUGUAGAUGGAGUGGCAAGUACUCUUCCUGAUCUCAUGGUAGGAGAUGAAGCUUCGGCUCUUAGAUCACUUUUAGAAGUCAAUUACCCAAUGGAAAAUGGCGUCGUCCGAAAUUGGGAAGAUAUGUGCCAUGUCUGGGACUAUACGUUUGGUCCUAAAAAGAUGGACUUGAAUCCAAGAGAUACCAAAAUACUACUGACUGAACCUCCUAUGAACCCUACCAAAAAUAGGGAAAAAAUGAUUGAAGUUAUGUUUGAAAAGUAUGGAUUUGCCGGUGCUUAUGUUGCCAUUCAAGCUGUGUUGACUCUUUAUGCCCAAGGUUUAUUAUCAGGUGUUGUAGUUGAUUCUGGGGAUGGAGUGACCCAUAUAUGUCCAGUUUAUGAAGAAUACGCACUGCCUCACCUCACUAGGAGACUGGACAUCGCUGGACGGGAUAUAACCCGUUAUCUUAUUAAAUUGUUAUUGCUCAGAGGAUACGCAUUUAACCAUUCUGCGGAUUUUGAAACCGUACGAAUGAUGAAAGAAAAGCUGUGUUAUAUAGGUUACGACAUAGAAACUGAACAGCGUCUAGCUUUAGAAACAACGGUUUUAGUAGAGCCAUAUACUUUACCGGACGGAAGAAUCAUCAAAGUAGGAGGAGAACGAUUUGAGGCUCCGGAAGCCCUCUUUCAACCGCAUUUGAUCAAUGUUGAAGGACAAGGCAUCGCCGAAUUAGUAUUUAAUACUAUACAGGCUGCAGAUAUAGAUAUGCGACCGGAACUGUACAAGCACAUCGUCCUGUCGGGAGGUUCCACAAUGUAUCCCGGGCUUCCUUCUAGAUUAGAACGAGAAAUAAAACAGUUAUAUAUAGAGCGGGUACUUAAAAACGACAUUGAAAAGCUCAACAAAUUCAAAAUUAGAAUAGAAGACCCUCCUAGAAGGAAAGACAUGGUGUUCAUAGGCGGAGCCGUUUUAGCCGAAGUUAUGAAAGACAGAGAUGCGUUUUGGCUAUCUAAACAAGAAUAUGAAGAACAAGGAUUGAAGAUAUUAAAGAAAUUGGGAGCCAGAGCGGUAUGAAUGAUGUUAAAAGAGUAAAUAAAAUGGUAAUUGUCGUUCGUUGAUCUAAAUAAUGGAUUUGAACCAGCUGAUAAUCAAUAUGUUUAUAGAUUUUUAACUGUCAGUUUGAUGCCUGUAUUAAAAAGUUGGUUGCAUGACAUCUCGUAACGCGACAGUUCGUAACCCCAUAUAUGGUAACGGACAAGUUACAAUGAUGUAUCAUCAAGAAGUAUUUGAGUUUUUUUAAUAUUCUUUACAAAAUGUCGUUUUGGUAUUCAUUCAUUCAUCACUGUACACCAACGCAGGACUCAGCACACUCCUGUAUAUCUUUCCUUUCAACCCUUCACCGAUUUUUCGAUCACAGAGUACCACGCAGAGCUGGGCAGUAGCUGGGUACAAGUACCCGAAUUUUGUACUCUAAGUACAUUUUUGGUACUCAGUACUCGAGUACAUUUUCAAUAAAGUACUCGGUACUCGUACCCGUCGCGUAUGGGUAAAAUACCCGGUACCCGCGUUUAUUAUACGAGUACAUUUUCCGAGUACUAUUUGUAAGUCUAAACGUGCCGCUGCAUGUGGGACAACUUAUUAAUAGCAACACGCAAAACGUCGUUUUCAGUAUCUGUCCAUUCGCAAAGUCUAGCAAACGUCUAUUCUCUUAUGCCAUAGUAAUUAAUAGCCCUCGAAGAAAUGCUCUGAAGAACUGAUGAAACUUUGAAAAAUUAGUUAUCUUAAAAGCCAAUAAAAUUAAUCAUUGAGUGUAGGUGGUGUUAUACUGAUUACAGUAAAACCUGUGUUACCGGCCACCUGUACUUACGGUCGGUUUCAAAUUCCCCAAACCAAUUAUAUGUAUAUUCCCUUACUUAUGACCUGCUAUUUACGGCCACCCUUAUAAUACGAACGCGGCCAAAUAAUCACAUAUUUUUAAAGCCCAUUUUAUUGAAAUUAAAUGUGAAUGUCGGCCAAAAUAAUUUUGUUAAAAUAAUUUUGUCUAUUAAUUUGUUGAUGGAAAUUCUUAGUACUAUUUAUUAGGACCUAUUGUAUCUAGUGGUCACAAGGUUUUUAAAAUCCUAUAAUAAUAAAAUGUCGUAAAAGAGAAACGUUUGACACUAUUUAUAAGUAUGAUUUAAAUUCACAAAAGUUGGCCGAAAAAUAUGAUGUAAAAACUCAAAUUAUCAAAGGAUAUGAAAAAAUAAAAUUGAGUUGAAAAAUUCUUUAAAAAAGCUUAACAAUCUGUUUUUUCCGUAGUAUAGUAUGUACCUACCUAGUUUUGUUUUAUAUUAGGAUAUUAAAGUAAUUUUAGUAGUUUCCGUUUUUGUAUAGAAUUAUAUUUGCUUUUACUAACAAAAUAAACAAAGUUCCAAUUAUCUUUUAUGUAUUUGUGGACUACGAAAACGGGAAAUACUCUCCACCUUUCUAUAUCGGCCAAUAGUUCCUUCAUUUUUAGUGGUCGUUACUGACAGGUUUUACUGUAUUAAUCAGUGAUCAAUUUUUAAAAUUCUAAUUUUUUUAUUUAAGUUGGAAUUGUACGUUAUUGUAUAUUUUCAUGACUCAUAAAUACAUAUGUUUAGAGAUGCAGAGAUAAUUAUUGCCUUCUUACCUUCUUUUGGGUUCUAUAUUCAAAUGUACUCGAAAUAAGUACCCGAGAAAUUCGGGUAAUUGUACUUUGAGUACUUUUUUUGAGCAAUAUACUCGGUACUCUAUACUCGUUUCUCAAAUAUGAAAAGUACCCAGUACUCUGUACCCAAGUACAAUUUAUCAGUAACCGGUCUAGCUCUGGUACCACGCUUAUUCGAUUCUAGUUAUUACACGAUAUUUUAUGGAUUUUGGAUUCCAAACCACGGAUGGAUUAUUAUAAAAUAUCAUGUAAUAACUUUUUUCUAGAUGCAACUCUGCAUGUACUGAAUUAUUACCCUGAUAACUAUUCUACUGUACAUACGUGUAAGUUUUCUGGGUGUAAACAAACCUCUUCUUACGUGACGCAUAAUUAGAGAUAACCAUUUACUCAUCUAGGAUAGCAUAUGUCUACUUAAAAUCAUGGCUUUGGUCUUGUUACCAAUAAACUGAAGUACUUUCCCAGUUUUUAUUCUCUGAAGUACUUUCCUAGUUUUUAUUCCCUUAAGUACUACUGUAUCCGCUGUGAGCUCGUACGUAGAGGGGAUAUUUACAAAUUCUCGAGCGCCAGUAGUGGCAAGUCUGUAAACGUUUACCGGAAAUUUGACAUAAAUGUCAAAGUGAUUAAUGUAAAAUUAAAAUUAAAAACUUUAAUUAUAAAAAAUAUUAGUUGGUCAAAGCUGUGGUAUAUAUUUUUACCUUAAAUAUACUUACGUUUUAAAUACUGAAUUUAAGUUUUUUUAAUGUUCCGUAAUAUGUAAUUAUAAUUUAAUCUAAAAAUCUUAGCGCCAUCUACACGAUAAUUGUGAAAGUAUCCGAAGUAAGAAAUUCAUAUUUUAUCAAUAGAACGUCAAAAUUAUUAGCAAAAUCUUAAAAAAAUCGAUUACAAUUUAAUUAAUUUUUUGCGUUGUAAAUGUUAAGCGAUAACAAUUAAAUAAUAAAUUUAAAAAUUACCGGUGAAAGAUAAUUCCAGUAAUCCGCUAGGAGCGCCACCAGCGAAGCUCAGAGCGUAUAUAUAUUUAAUACAAUGGUAGAUUUUAAAAAAAGGUUAAAUACUUGGAUAUUUUUAACGAAAAUGGCGAAAGUAGACCGUAUUUUUAAUUAAAUUGUGGUUUAUUCGCACCAAAUUUAGUGGCAAAUGGCGAAUUGCACUCUACCACUUAGGCUUUGUUCUCAAAUUUUUUUGUUAACUGUAUAAUAUCGUUAUCAAACUGUCACUAAAGCUUUCUAAAAACAUACGGAUGUCAGCUGUCAAAUCACGUGGUUAUGCAGUUUCUUAGGAAAUACACUGUUGCAGUGUCUUAAGAAUAUUUAGGUCAAGGAAAAGUUCUACUUAAAAUUAGCCAAAAAUGUUGUAUUAUAUAUUUCCAUUAUUUUUAAAAUUAUGUGCGAUAAGAAUGGGCAUUGUGAUUUUUUAACUAGAUUAUAUUACACAGAUUAAAAGUAUUCAAAAUUAUGUAUUAACUAUGUAUUAACAUUUUGUGUUAGACACACACCACAAAAGUAAUAGUUCAAUAGAACCAGCUAAUGUUAAAAUCUGGUAAUAAUAAUUCACACUACCUAAUUGCUUUCGAUGUACACUUAAUUAAUGUUAACACCGACAACUAAACUAUAACGAAAAAGUGAAGAAAAGCCCUUAAAUUGAUAUUUUCUUCAGAGAACUUCAAAAUGUCGUUUUUUAAUUUGACGUUUAUUUGACACUUGAACUUAUUUGUAUAAUAAAUUUUAUCAAAAAUAGUAAAUAAAAAUAUUACAUUAACGUCAAAUACGUCAUAUUAUGUGUAUCAUAUGUUUAACGUCAAAUUGUGUUCGCCAAAAAUUUCAGGCCACUACGCUAGGUGUCGCGUCAGUCAUGCACGGAGUGAAUAUCGGCAGUCUAAUAGCAACACGUGCCUGGGAGUUUUGGCAACACUGAUCUGCAUAAUCCAAACAUUCCGUUCUUGACGUGAAAUAAAGUACAUAUAAGCGUAUUUGUUUUCCGCUGGAUAAACUCAGCGGGUGCUUGGGCAUGCGUAGUACGCAAUAAUGAGUUUAUAACUCAUUAUUAUUUAAUGUUUUAAAGUUUGAAUUAACAAUUUCGAUUGAUCUAAAAAAUAGAUUUACAGUGGAAUAAUGGACGUACAGUUUGGUACUGAACUAGAAUAUUUAUUUAUAGAAGUAUUUAUUUAAAUAUUGAGGUUAGAUUCGUCGAUACGUCAAACAUGAAAUGAAAUGUUAGACAAAUACGUUCAGGCGGUUUUUCUCUGCUGGAUUUAAGCCGCUGGUUACAACCACUAAGCCGCUUUUUGCUUAAAGUCAGUCGCUGAGGUCGCCUGAACGCACCCAAUGAACAUAAAUUUUCUUGUGAGCUUUAAUUUAGUCUUAUUAGUUUGUUAGGAAAUAAGCAGUGCUCAGCUCGUGUGCUGAUAUAAUACUGAAAAUAUAAUCGUAGUUAAAUGAUGUAUAGCAAAUUUCCCAUUCUUAUUGAUGCUUUAUUCUUUGUUAGAUUUAAAAGAUUCCUUGGAACCUAAAUGUAAAUUCUCGGUCAAUCAUUUUGCUACUUAUUAUUAAAUGAAAUAUCUCCAAAGUUACUGUCAAAUAGUACAAUAGUUAUCUUAAUGAAGUGUUAGUAUUUAUUUCAUUUGUAAAGACUACUGUUUAUUAUAUUUCUUAUUUUUAAUAUUGCGCAUUUUAUUUUAUUUUAUUAAAAUUGUAGAAUAAUUUUAUAUAUACUUCGAUAAAAUAAAUUUAGUUAUUUAUU